Molecule: messenger RNA, 1377 nt
Organism: Thamnophis elegans (Western terrestrial garter snake)
Lineage: Eukaryota; Metazoa; Chordata; Lepidosauria; Squamata; Natricidae
Product: calcium/calmodulin-dependent protein kinase kinase 2-like
Biological process (GO): CAMKK-AMPK signaling cascade; activation of protein kinase activity
Source: RefSeq, a predicted model, not a curated record
GUGACCCAAUUGUGGCUCGGGUUGUCAUUGAAUUUUUUUGCUACUCACACCGUGCAAUUCGAAGGGGAACACAGCCAGUUUCUCCUCUGUGCCCCCACCCCUCCUACCAAUCUAUGCCAGCCACAAUAUCUUUCUGGGAUAUUCUUAUCCUUCUUUUUUCAGUGUCCUUUCAUGGAUGAGCGAAUCCUCAGCCUGCACAGCAAAAUCAAGAGCCAGUUGCUGGAAUUUCCGGACCAACCAGACAUUGCUGACGAACUGAAGGAUCUUAUAACCCAGAUGCUGGAUAAAAAGCAAUCCAGGAUCACCAUCCCAGAAAUUAAGCUGCACCCGUGGGUCACCAAGAACGACACGGAACCACUGCCGACGGAAGAUGAAAAUUGCACGCUGAUCGAGGUGACCGAAGAAGUGGAGAAUUCGGUCAAGCACGUCCCCAGCUUAGCCACCGUGAUCCUGGUAAAAUCCAUGAUCAGGAAAAGAUCUUUUGGAAAUCCGUUUGAGGGGAGUAGAAGAGAAGAAAGAUUUCUGUCUGCACCGGACCGACAGACUUACUUGAUCAGAAAACAAAGCAGCGAAGAGGCCUUCCGCGCCACGAACAAUCUGCCAAAUGUGAGCGAAGAUGAACUGCUUUCUUGAAAGAAAAACCACAAAACACCCCCUUGCCCUUCCUGGAAAAGGGGCACCUGGUUAGCUCUCAGGCGUGGUCCCGCGAGGAGAGGACGUCCCGCUGACGGUUGAGCCGGCAUGCCUUCUUCCACCACGUUGGUUCCUUGUCCGAAACGCAGGACGUAAAGAGUUUGGGACAGCAUGCUGUACAGAUCCGAACCCAUCCCCUCGCCACCCAAAAGAUCUCUGCUGAUUGGAAACCAGGAUGUGGGAACCGAGGAGGAUUAUCACCCUUCAGGCUUACUGGCGGCCAUUCACCGCAGCUGGGGAGCAUCGUGCCGACAUUUUUUGGGGGGGGGGGGGAGGUGUGAAAGAAACUCACCAAAAAUAAAACCGAGUUUGGAAAGAAACCGACGUCUGCUCAGGCCAAAUCCUUUGCAAAAACCACGGUCCAACUUUUUAAAAUAAAAAAUGCUUGCUUUGGGGUGUUUUUUUUUAAUAAUUAUAUUAUUAUUGUUAUCCUUUUUAUUGCAUGGAAACCAAACCGACGUCACACUAAGGUGUUUGCAGAAGGCUUCGCUUUUUGUGAGCAGGCGAUUCCGUUUUAUUUUUAAGAGCGGAGCUAUUGUAUUUUUGGGAAAGAGUUUUUCCCUUCGUCCGAAAGCGAAAGACGGAAGGGGCCAAGACUCUGCGUUUGAAGACAGGUUGUUGCGGUUGUGUUGAAGCACAAAUGGCUCGUAUUUACGGAUCCUAAUUCUAAUACUUUCUGUCCGU